Molecule: messenger RNA, 816 nt
Organism: Acanthisitta chloris (rifleman)
Lineage: Eukaryota; Metazoa; Chordata; Aves; Passeriformes; Acanthisittidae
Gene: CCDC198
Product: chromosome unknown open reading frame, human C14orf105
Source: RefSeq, a predicted model, not a curated record
AUGGGCCUGAGCUCUUCCAAGGCACACCCCAGGGUGAUCAAGGUGGCACCGAUGCUCACUGGAGAGGACCUGCCUGCCCUCAGUGCCCUGUACUGACUCCCUAGUGUGCCAGGACAACCCAGCCUAUACCCACAGGAUGUGGAAAAGUGGGGAAAACCCAUCUUUCACCAGGAGCUUCCACCUUUCUGGGAGUCCUGGUACUGCAGAGCCUCUACAGAAAUGAGAAGAAGGCUUGAACCUGCCAUCCCUCUGCAAACAAUUGCUCCUGUGAAGCCCUAGAGUCAGCAAGAAGUGGCUGCAAGCCCAAAACCAAAGGUGCUGGAGAAGAGGGGGCAAAGCCUGAAUUGCCUCCCUGUCAGGUGACAGCACUUACAAUUUCAGGUGCUGGUCUUGACCUGCAAGAGAUGAGAGGCAGAGCUGAAGCGAAAUCUCCACAGGGAGGCGAAAAUCAAUAAACAAAACAUCAAGGAAUUCAGCCCAAAGGACGUCCUUGACACUCUCCAGAGAGGCAACAGCACUGAAAGCCAAGACCUCAUCCCUGCUGAGCACAAUCAGUGUUUUCAUGAAGAUGAUCAUGGAAACACAGAGUGUGGAGGAAUCUCCAGGCAGCAUGAUGGGGCUGAACUCUCACCAGACAGGAGUGGGAAGGCUGACCUUUGGUUCCUCAGGGAGCCAUGAACAAGCAAUCCAUUCUGGGACACCUCCAGCACAGGGUCUGAGGAGUGGGAAAAGAUUUACCACAAACCUACACUUGUGAGAACCAAGACAGAGAGAGUUUCUCUCUUUGAUGACUUCCAAGACAGGGAUUUCUGGUGA